Molecule: messenger RNA, 2117 nt
Organism: Suillus fuscotomentosus
Lineage: Eukaryota; Fungi; Basidiomycota; Agaricomycetes; Boletales; Suillaceae
Exons: 3
Coding region: 158-1984 (608 amino acids)
Source: RefSeq, a predicted model, not a curated record
UACCGUUAGUGACUAACUAUUUUGUGGAUACCGGUCCAAGUGCUACUUAGUGGUUCAUUCUUUCAAGUACAGUAACCAUCAUCUGCAAACUUCCAGUACGCGCGGUAAUCCCUAAAAGGCCUGACAACCUACUAGGUUUAUUUUCAUCGCGCGUUUCAUGAAGGAACCACCGUUUAAUAGAAAAAUCACCGCGAAACUCGACUAUAAUGGCGGUCAUGCACCUCUUCGUUUUAAUUCACCAUCUAGACCAGCAUCACCAACAAAGCAGCCGGUGCAGUCAUCUCUCUCACCACCAGGCUUCCGUCCGACAGCCAAGGUCAGUUCAAAUGCGACCAGUGCCCGGAGACUGUCAAGUUCGGUUUCAUUGAACAACAUCAACAAAGUAACACACUCUCGACCUGGGUCACCUUCGAAACCAGUUCGAAGUCCUGGUUCUUCCAUAGUCACGAAUCCCGUUAAAGCUCGCGUUACAGCGCGGCCUGCAUCCAAGUCCACUACCACAUCUCCCGUGUCCAGUACAUCUCCUCUAGAGUCGCGUCAGCGAUCAUCCACCACCGUUGCGUCAAAGCUACGACUUCCGCCCCGGCAAGACCGACCACGUAGCGAUAGCGUUGCCCCACAUCAUGCACAGUCUACCUCAGCAUUACGGGGAAAUUCACCAUCGCCCCAAAUUCUGCUCUCUUCCGAACCUCCACUCGUACGUGUUGACCCAGACCGUGUAUCGCCAUCGGCUCCCAUCAAGAUUAAAUCCAAGGUUUCUGGAUUAGCCAAAUCUUACCAUGGUACCGAAACAGAUCCCGCUCGCUCGUUAUCCCCACCAUGGGUUACCACCAGGCCCACUCAUACAAGACCACCCAUACCUUCACUUUCUUCAAGCCUCUCAUUAAACGCACCUCCAAGUCCUCCUAAUUCGACUACGGUGCCAAAUUUCUAUCCCAUAACGACCGCAGCUCCUGCUGCUAAUCCCCAUAGAUAUCCCUCGCCGCGACGCGGUCCCUCACCUACACUCUAUCCAUACCAAACAUUCACUCCACCUGAAAGACCUUCGAAAGCAGCCAGGCAGGUCCUGAAAGCUAAGGUCGACCCUGCUUCCAUUCCUCUUCCUCCACAUUCACCACCAAUAUCCGCAUUAUCUUUAUCUUCAAAGUCGUCUGUAUCUAGAAGUUCACUGUCUAUGGAUCCCUCUCAUGCAAGCGCGUCGACGCUCAACUCUCACAUGAACAAGCGUUCGGAUACUGAAUCUGUUCGAGCCAAUAAUGGCCGUUUCAUUCAGAGCGACCAUGAUGACACAAUUUCGCUUACAACCAGUGCUCGACAAUCUAGCCAAGGUCGGGACAGCGACCCUAACUCUGAAAAAUCAGAGCACAAGGCGAGGGCUGCAGCCAAGUCUGAUCGAAAGAUUGCCGACUUGGAAAUAACGAAUAAAUCAUUGCUUCUUAUCAACGCAUCACUUGAAACUACGAAGAACCGUCAAGCCAAAGAAAUUCGAGACCUCAAGCGAAAACUUCGUGAAUCUCGACUUAUUCUUCCCCCUAGAGCAUUCAGGGCCGUCGAGUCCCUUGCCCACGAAGAAGAAGAAGAAGAAGAAGGGGAUGAUGGUGAUGAUAGUGAGGAGGGUGAGGACGGGCCUGACGAGGCUUACGCAAGGGUGAAGGAUAUGCUAGAGGGUCUCUUAGAAUCAGGCAGGAAAGCCUUGGAAAGGACUUCCGACGAUUUCCGGCAGCACCUCUCUGCCAAAGUCUUGAAUGCCGAUGAAGUCCGCUCAUGGAGAGAUUCAGGGCAGGAAUUUGACACUGUCCUUGAUGACCACGGCAGAGGAGACAAUGCGGAGAUCCAGGUUACAGUCCACCUCUCUCCCUCACACGUUGCUGUGCCUGACAGUGAUGCUGAUGACCUUUCGGAGGACGAGGUCGAACGGCUAACCUUGGAACCAGAUACUCCACCACCCUCCCAUUUGCCUCCAAUCAAGAUUGAUCAUUUAUAAGUUUAUGGUGUCACGUUUAUAACGCUCUACGUCCUGCUAUGCUUCAUUAUGUAGACCUCGGAAAUCAUCUCUUGAUACCCCACAAGCAUUUCACUAACAUCUCGCGUCCCCAUCGCAUUAUCCAAUAUAUUCC